CAGAUCUGAGAUAUGGAACAAGAGUUGAGAAACUUAAGCAAGGCAUGGAUCUCUGCUUUAGUCUCCAUCUGUUAUUGUUAUUUUAUCUCAUUUAGAAUCUCCAAAGGUGUUCUUCGGCUCAUCACCAUUCUUCCAGUCAGUAUUCUGUUUCUUGUUCUUCCUUUGUCCUUCUCUUCUGUGCAUUUUUGCGUUAUUUCAGCUCUUUUUUUCUCAUGGCUCGCAAAUUUCAAGCUUAUGCUCUUUGCUUUUGAUCAAGGACCUUUGUAUCCACUUCCUGCUAAUCUAUACCGUUUCAUCUGCUAUGCUUGUUUCCCCAUCAAAAUCAGACAAAACCCGUCUCCAAGUGGCAUCGCAAAUCGUCUUCGUAAGAACAAACCUAUACCUAAAUUUGUUUUUGCUGUCAAAAUUUUGAUCUUUGGUGUCUUGCUACAUAUCUAUGAAUACAGCGACAGUUUACCUCGUUUUGCUGUUUUGAGUAUAUAUUGUCUCCAUAUAUACCUUGAGUUGGAACUUGUUUUGGUCUUUGUCGGGGCCGUGGUAUCUACUCUUCUCGGCUGUGACAUCGAGCCGGUUUUCAAUGAGCCCUACCUAGCCACCUCUCUACAGGACUUUUGGAGCCGCAGAUGGAACCUCAUGGUUUCAGCUGUCCUACGAUCAACCGUCCACAUUCCGGUUCAGCGUUUUUGCACACGCUUUCUCGGUCCAGACGCAGCUGUGUUAGUAGGUGUCAUGGCCUCGUUCCUCGUCUCGGGUUUGAUGCACGAGUUGAUCUACUUUUACGCAAUCCGUCUGCCUCCAACUUGGGAGGUCACUUGUUUCUUUUUGUUGCACGGUGUAGCCACUACCACAGAGAUAGCGGUGAAGAGAACUCUGCGGUGGAGACCACCGCAUAGGGCAGUUUCAGGUCUCGGGGUUCUAACGUUGGUGAGCGUUACUGGCGUUUGGUUCUUCCUCCCUCAACUGCUGAGAAAUAAUGUUCAUGAAAGAGCGAUUAGUGAAUGUUUGUUGGUUAUUGACAUUGCCAAACGCACGUUGUUCAUUUCUUCUUCGUGAUCUUUUUUUUUUUUUUAUAUGGUUAUCUAUAUAUAAUAGCAAACCCAAUUUUGAUGCCAGAUGAGCUAAUCAUUUUUUUAUAGGAAAAUAAAAUUUAAAUCUAACGGUUUCGUUUAACAAUAUUUUGUAAUCUAACGGACAUGAUCAUCUCUUAUUUAUAAGAUCCGACGUCAUCAAUCUCUUUCACCAAAAGGCGUCUCAAUCAACUGCUCUCUGAACGAGCACCCCUUAUACAUCCGCCUCUUUGCAAAGGACACCUCAUUUGCCUCCUUUCGGAUUCAACCCGUCUCUAAAAUCCAUCUAUAUAUUGAAGUUUCAGAUUUCUUAUCCCUUUGCAUAUUCCAUCAUCAUUCUGUCCAUUUACAUUGUCCAUCAUCCUCAUCCAUUUUUAGAUGUAAGAAUUUCUCUCAUACAGUUCAUCACCAUCGUAGUACAUGUAUCUGUCUUUGGUUUUUUUACUUCGUUUAUUAUCUGGAAAUAAAUCAAUCCAGUGUUCGUUGUUUUAUUUAAAGGGACAGAUUUUCAAAAAAAAAUUAACUGUUUGGUACUGCGUGGGAGGAGAUGGAGUGAAUCACGUAGUUUUUUUGGCCGAAGAACAAUCUAUGUUCUCAGAUUACUUAUAGAUUUCGACUUAUUUUGUCUCUGAAAUUGGAAAAUUCCCAAGUUUUUCUUACUGCAGUUGAUUAAAAUGUAUUUUUACUUGUAUGGUCCAGCACAGCCUUAAUAACAUCCAUAAGUGCAUCACUCACGCGUGUGCCUUGAAGUGGAGAAGUUUGGAGUUGGAAAAGAAGUAGAGAGACUCCAACGGUGCGUUUCUAUGGGAACCUGAUCCUUAUGAUGUCACAAAUCAUUAAUUUAUAAAUACAAGCAUAAUCUAUUCAUAAUAGAAGAAAGAAACACUGUAAAAACAGAUGAAGAAAGAAACCAACGAUGAGUUCAUAAAAAGUUGUGAUUAUAUUUUUUAGUUUCAUCAAUCUUGUAACAUGUGAAAGAAAAGCCUUCACGGAGAAGCAGAGAGAAGGACGAGUAAACGUCCUGGCAAAGAGUAAAUAUAAGGUUUUCCAUUGUUAGUUUAUUAUAAUUGAGUUUGGUAUGAUUAGAUAAUAAUUAUAAAGUAACUGUAAACCCAAUAGGUGCAUUUGUAAAGUCGUGAAUUGUUUGUAAAGUCGUGACUUGUUGGAAGAGUCACAAGUAGUUUUCUUUACGGUUACUUAAGAAAUAUAUGUAAGUCAUGUUGUCUUAUGUAAAAAGUGUCAACAAUAAAAGAUAAAUUUUCCAAAUGUA
Messenger RNA from Brassica napus (rape), 2337 nucleotides. Its product is annotated as probable long-chain-alcohol O-fatty-acyltransferase 1. Gene Ontology annotation, biological process: lipid metabolic process. Lineage: Eukaryota; Viridiplantae; Streptophyta; Magnoliopsida; Brassicales; Brassicaceae. The coding region runs from base 13 to 1053 and encodes 346 amino acids. The record is from RefSeq and is a predicted model, not a curated record. The transcript is spliced from 2 exons.